AUGAAUUUCAAUAUUGGAAGCCCAUCUGAGUCAUCAUACUCUGAUGGUGAAAAUGAUGAUGGUGCAAAUCUAAUUAAUGACAUUGAGAUGAUUAAUACAGAAGAAGAAACACUAAUCACCAUGAAUGCAAACAACAACAUCUGCAUGGUUCGCUAUCCCAAUCAACUAAACAACAAGGCAGUCCAUGGAGGCUCAGUUCUUGGUCAUAGUACUAUCAACCGCUAUCGUGAAAGCGUUGAUCGUAAUUUGUUCAACGAUUACUUCUCAAAGAACCCACGUUAUAAUGAUUCAAUGUUUCGUCGUCAAUUUAAAAUGCCUCAAACUUUAUUUCUUCAUAUUGCUAAUGUUGUAACAGGUCAUGCCAACUAUUUUGUACAGAGAAGGGAUGGCAUGGGUAAACUUGGGCUAUCUAGUCUUCAAAAAAUCACUGUCGUGUUUCGAAUGUUAGCAUAUGGCAUCCCAACAGAGGUUGCCGAUGAGUACAUAAAAUAG
Humulus lupulus (European hop) is the source of this 492-nucleotide messenger RNA. RefSeq lists its product as uncharacterized. The record is from RefSeq and is a predicted model, not a curated record. The coding region runs from base 1 to 492 and encodes 163 amino acids. Lineage: Eukaryota; Viridiplantae; Streptophyta; Magnoliopsida; Rosales; Cannabaceae. The transcript has a single exon.